Messenger RNA from Stylophora pistillata, 1511 nucleotides. Its product is annotated as transient receptor potential cation channel subfamily A member 1. Lineage: Eukaryota; Metazoa; Cnidaria; Anthozoa; Scleractinia; Pocilloporidae. Gene Ontology annotation, cellular component: membrane; transmembrane transporter complex. The record is from RefSeq and is a predicted model, not a curated record. Gene Ontology annotation, molecular function: monoatomic ion channel activity; protein binding. Gene Ontology annotation, biological process: monoatomic ion transmembrane transport.
CUUGGCCUAAUAUAACUUUUGAUCAAGUUUUUUUCGUUGUCACUCAGGAGGUGUGAAAAGUUUCUGUCAGCGCAUUCGCAUGAAGUACGCAUGGUGCUUAAAUCGAUGAAAAUCCACGAUUGUUAAAUUUAAGCCUGGCUUUAAUCCAGUUGUAGGAAUCUAUUUGAAUUCGAUUUCCUUGACAAGUCAUUAAUUCAAGGCAUGAGAGAGCGAACAAAAAAAUAGCUUCGAUUUGGAAAAUGGAGAGCCCUAUGAUGUUGCUAACGCCGGAAAGUUCCGCAAAUAUUGGCCGAGAGAUGGAAGGAAAAAGCGAGUCUCCAGAAGCUAGCCCGCCGAUGGAAGUCGGCAGACGAAGGGGCUCCAACUGCCGUCUUCCAAGCCUAGCAACAUUGAUUCGGAAUUGGAAAGAAAAGACGAGGAUAAAAGGAAAAGCUACGUGUGAAAAACAAGGGAUUAAGAUGCUGAAUUUAGAAAAUGGAACAUGUUCGAGAACGCGCAUUUCAAGCUAUGAUGGGAGAAGCGCAAAGGAAGAAAACUGGCAGACCUUGGCUCACUUUGUACAUUUUCGGGGAAGAAUCAAUUUACGGUUUAACAAUCGAGAUCAUCAUGGUGGGCUCCACAAAGCUGUACUGAAUGGAAAGGAAGCUGAUGUAGAGCAACUUCUCUCCUCCGGAAAAGACAUAGAUGCGCAUGACGAGUAUGGGAAGACACCACUGCACUGCGCCGUGGGGGCACAGAAGCUUGAUAUUGUCCAUUGUCUUCUCCGCUACAAACCGGAUGUGGAUGCUCAUGACGACAGAGAUGACACAGCGCUACACACUGCAGCAAGGACGGGAAACUUUGAUAUAGUGCUGGCACUGCUGCGUGAGGGGCACGCCAACCCAAAUGCUGUGGGAAAUUCCGGAUGCACUCCACUUCACAUUGCCGCCCAUUUAGAUCACGUGAACAGCGUCGCCAUCUGUAAAUUACUGUUACAAUAUAGUGCUAAGAUACUGGCACGUGACCAUAAGAAUAUGACGCCUAUUGCGCAUGCUGCCUUACACGGCUGUUAUGACGUCAUGGUCUGCCUCUUUCAUUACUCAAAAGGUCAAGGGAUCUCACGUGAUGAUGUUCUCUUACAUGUCGAUAACACCGAUAGUACAUUGCUUCAUCUGGCGGUGGAAAGUGGAGUCGCUAAGGUUGUCGAACUUUGUCUUGAAGAAGGAGCGGGACCAAAUGCAGUGAAGGAUGUGGAUCAAAUCAAUGCAACAGACUAUGAAGGCCGCACGCCUGUGAUGUUAGCUGCACAGUGUAACUGUUUUGAGACCGCUAAAGUUCUUCUUGAACACGGAGCUAAUGUGGACGUCAGAGACUCCGAGAAUAAAACAGUUUUACACUACGCUAUUGAAAGUUCUGAUAUUGUCAAGGAAAUCCUGAAAGAUGUGAAGGCGAGUGCCCUCAUCCGAGCCAAGGACCGUCUUGGAAACACCCCUCUUCAUUACGCAGCUUGUAAAGGAUGUGUGAAGUCUUGA